Molecule: messenger RNA, 1032 nt
Organism: Anarrhichthys ocellatus (wolf-eel)
Lineage: Eukaryota; Metazoa; Chordata; Actinopteri; Perciformes; Anarhichadidae
Exons: 2
Source: RefSeq, a predicted model, not a curated record
GAGCUCUGGCUCUUCUGAUUCCUCUGACUCCCCUCAUUCCUCUGGCUCCCCUCAUUCCUCUGGCUCCCCUCAUUCCUCUGACUCCCCUCAUUCCUCGGAUUCCUCUGACUCCCCUCAUUUCUCUCACUCCCCUGACUCACCUCAUUCCUCUGACUCCCCUGAUUUCUCUGACUCCCCUUACUGCCCUGAUUUCUCUGACUCCAUUGACUCCCCUGAUUCCUCUGGCUCCCCCAGUUCUUCUGGCUCCCCUGGUCCCUGUUACUCAUCUGACUUCUUUGGUUCCUCCUCAGGGCUUCGUCAGAGAGAACCCCACCGCCCCCAUCCAGCUGGUCCAGAGACAAGCCCCCCCCUGCCUGAAUGAGUCCUGCAGACUGGGCUGCCUCUGCUCCAGUCUGUCCCACUGCUCCAGGAUCAGCCACUGCGGCCGGCCUGACUGCAUGUUUGGCUGCAGCUGCCUCAAACAGAAGGUGGUCCUCCUCAAGAACCUGGACGGCUCGGACUCCAGCUCCCCCCAGCCUGGACGCACCAAAAGGAGGAGGAGGAGGAGGAGGAGGAGGAGGAGGAUGAAGAUGGCCUACGUCCUGAAGGAGGCGGACAGCGUUUCCCAGCCUGCCGAGCGGGUCCGGACUCUGUGGAAGAGGGGUGGUGGAGACUCGGAUCCAGAGCCGGUCCACGUCCCGGAACCAGAGCCGGUCCACGUCCCAGAACCAGCAGCGCUGUCCCACCCCUCUGUAAGAACUGUGAGUCUUUAUUAUAAAUACAUAUUUAUAAUAUAUUUAACAGAUCCAACGUUUGAUACAAAGAUUACUUUUAUUUGUGUUUUAUCUUUGAAAUCCUUUUUUCUGGUCAUAUUUAUUCUUAUUCUAAAAAAUAUUAUUUCACUGAACAUGAACAACCUUUAUAUCAAUGUCAAUAUAUCAAUAUCAAUAAUAAAUGAAUAUCAAUGAAGUCAAGUAGUGAAAGAAUUCCUUUCAUAGUUUACUGAGCCAUAAAACAGAAAUAAAAGUCCUGCUAUAAAAGUAUUAUGUAUAA